AUGGCUAAGAUGAGGAUCGAACGAAAACGGGUGACCCGCCGAAAGACCCCAAGCGCUGCGAAGAAAUCCAACCAGGACCGCGCGACACAAGGUGUGGCCAAGCCGACGCGACCGAGAGGCAGAUCGACUCGCCUGGAAGCUGGUAAAGGAGUUGUGGACAAGCCAAAUGAUGUUAGAGGCAGACUACGCAAAUUACGAAUUGGAGAAGAGGUGGAGGUGCUCGCGAAGGAUAACCUCAUGGCGUCAAACGAGGCGAACACAGCAAUCGUGAAUGAGGCUGGUGCUCAUAGAUUUCUCGCCAUCGACAGGAUCUCUUCCCAAGAUGCAGAAGGGGCCGCGAAGAGUGGGAGAAAGUCAGAACACAUUGAUGCCGCUCUUGAUACAUUGUCAACUAGCUCCAACCCCGCGACAGUUAUCACUAUCCCGCGACCAAGAGCAAGGUUCGCAGCUAAAGGACAGAGUCAGAACCUUGGGAUUCUGAUGGCCGACCUUGGAAACUAUACCACUAUAGCAUCUAGGGUACUUGGCCUUGGCGAACUCGAAGAUAUCGAUUUCUGGAACGGAGCGGCUGCGGCGCGUGGUAGCCAAAUACGGUAG
This is a messenger RNA of Pseudomassariella vexata, 597 nucleotides long. RefSeq lists its product as uncharacterized. The coding region runs from base 1 to 597 and encodes 198 amino acids. The transcript has a single exon. The record is from RefSeq and is a predicted model, not a curated record. NCBI's taxonomy places the organism in Eukaryota, Fungi, Ascomycota, Sordariomycetes, Amphisphaeriales, Pseudomassariaceae.